Coregonus sp. 'balchen' is the source of this 15544-nucleotide messenger RNA. The record is from the annotation of a GenBank genome assembly. Lineage: Eukaryota; Metazoa; Chordata; Actinopteri; Salmoniformes; Salmonidae.
GUGUACAUAGCCACAUUUGCAGUUUCGGGGUACGCGUCCAGCUACCACCGAGCGGGAGGAAAGCCCUUCAACCCAGUCCUGGGGGAGACCUACGAGUGUGACCGCCCCGAAAAGAGCCUCCGAUUUGUAGCAGAACAGGUACUAUAUGCAGAUCCACAUGCCCUAUGACCUAAGUAUUUGUUCCAUAUCUGAAUAAUUCAUAGGGUUUGAUCCAUCAAGUAUAAACCUGCCAUUGUUUAUCUAUGUUCUCAGGUCAGCCAUCACCCACCUAUAUCAGUAUGUCAUGCUGACUCUAAAAACUACAUAUUCUGGCAAGGUAAGUCAACACCAUGGUCCUCUACAAGCUAAUACCCUUUCACCUGACACUCACCCUUUCACCUGACACACACCCUUUCACCUGACACACACCCUUUUCCCCUGACACACACCCUUUCACCUGACACACACCCUUUCACCUGACACACACCCUUUCACCUGACACACACCCUUUCACCUGACACACACCCUUUCACCUGACACACACCCUUUCACCUGACACACACCCUUUCACCUGACACACACCCUUUCACCUGACACACACGCUUUCAUCUGACACAUACCCUUUCACCUGACAUACACCCUUUCACCUGACACACACCCUUUCACCUGACAUACACCCUUUCACCUGACACACACCCUUUCACCUGACACACACCCUUUCACCUGACAUACACCCUUUCACCUGACAUACACCCUUUCACCUGACAUACACCCUUUCACCUGACACACACCCUUUUACCUGACAUACACCCUUUCACCUGACAUACACCCUUUCACCUGAAACACACCCUUUCACCUGACAUACACCCUUUCACCUGACACACACCCUUUCACCUGACACACACCCUUUCACCUGACACACCCUUUCACCUGACACACACCCUUUCACCUGACACACACCCUUUCAUCAGACACAGACACUGGGAUUAUAACUAGGGGCAGGAGGUUUUUCUGACCACGCGAAAACACUCCUGGCCCUAACCAUACCAGUUAUUACAACUAGUCUAAAGCUGGAGGUCCUGGCCCUAACCAUACCAGUUAUUACAACUAGUCUAAAGCUGGAGGCCCUGGCCCUAACCCAUACCAGUUAUUACAACUAGUCUAAAGCUGGAGGUCUGGCCCUAACCAUACCAGUUAUUACAACUAGUCUAAAGCUGGAGGUCCUGGCCCUAACCAUACCAGUUAUUACAACUAGUCUAAAGCUGGAGGUCCUGGCCCUAACCAUACCAGUUAUUACAACUAGUCUAAAGCUGGAGGCCCUGGCCCUAACCAUACCAGUUAUUACAACUAGUCUAAAGCUGGAGGUCCUGGCCCUAACCAUACCAGUUAUUACAAACUAGUCUAAAGCUGGAGGCCCUGGCCCUAACCAUACCAGUUAUUACAACUAGUCUAAAGCUGGAGGUCCUGGCCCUAACCAUACCAGUUAUUACAAACUAGUCUAAAGCUGGAGGUCCUGGCCCUAACCAUACCAGUUAUUACAACUAGUCUAAAGCUGGAGGUCAUGGCCCCUAACCAUACCAGUUAUUACAACUAGUCUAAAGCUGGAGGCCCUGGCCCUAACCAUACCAGUUAUUACAACUAGUCUAAAGCUGGAGGUCCUGGCCCUAACCAUACCAGUUAUUACAACUAGUCUAAAGCUGGAGGUCCUGGCCCUAACCAUACCAGUUAUUACAACUAGUCUAAAGCUGGAGGUCCUGGCCCUAACCAUACCAGUUAUUACAACUAGUCUAAAGCUGGAGGUCAUGGCCCUAACCAUACCAGUUAUUACAACUAGUCUAAAGCUGGAGGCCCUGGCCCUAACCAUACCAGUUAUUACAACUAGUCUAAAGCUGGAGGUCCUGGCCCUAACCAUACCAGUUAUUACAACUAGUCUAAAGCUGGAGGCCCUGGCCCUAACCAUACCAGUUAUUACAACUAGUCUAAAGCUGGAGGUCCUGGCCCUAACCAUACCAGUUAUUACAACUAGUCUAAAGCUGGAGGUCCUGGCCCUAACCAUACCAGUUAUUACAACUAGUCUAAAGCUGGAGGCCAGUCCUCUUGGAUGCACUAACCCUGCUGUUGUCUUUCCUGUAAUGUCUUUAGACAUGAGGUGGAAAAACAAGUUCUGGGGGAAGUCUAUGGAGAUAGUUCCUGUUGGCACCACCCAUGUGAUUCUGCCAGGGUGAGUCCUUUACUGUCAGUCUCACUCGCACUCUACCAGACCACACUUACUGACCAAGUAGUCACUACAUCCAUGGUCAAACCAGUACGGCAAUGUUCAGAUAUCACUCAAAUAGGCUGAUAGACUGAUAAUAGACUGUUAGACUGAUAAUAGACUGUUAGACUGAUAAUAGACUGUUAGAAUGAUAAUAGACUGUUAGACUGAUAAUAGACUGUUAGACUGAUAAUAGACUGUUAGACUGAUAAUAGACUGUUAGACUGAUAAUAGACUGUUAGACUGAUAAUAGACUGUUAGACUGAUAAUAGACUGUUAGAAUGAUAAUAGACUGUUAGACUGAUAAUAGACUGUUAGACUGAUAAUAGACUGUUAGAAUGAUAAUAGACUGUUAGACUGAUAAUAGACUGUUAGACUGAUAAUAGACUGUUAGACUGAUAAUAGACUGUUAGACUGAUAAUAGACUGUUAGACUGAUAAUAGACUGAUAGACUGAUAAUAGACUGUUAGACUGAUAAUAGACUGUUAGACUGAUAAUAGACUGUUAGACUGAUAAUAGACUGUUAGACUGAUAAUAGACUGUUAGACUGAUAAUAUACUGAUAGACUGAUAAUAGACUGUUAGACUGAUAAUAGACUGUUAGACUGAUAAUAGACUGUUAGACUGAUAAUAGACUGUUAGACUGAUAAUAGACUGUUAGACUGAUAAUAGACUGUUAGAAUGAUAAUAGACUGUUAGACUGAUAAUAGACUGUUAGACUGAUAAUAGACUGUUAGACUGAUAAUAGACUGUUAGACUGAUAAUAGACUGUUAGACUGAUUUAAUUCUAUUAAAGGUACUUUUGUGUUUUAUACACUGACCUGCCUCUUUUCACAUGCUUACACAUGUGCACACACACACACACACACACACACAACACACACAAAACAAACACACAAAACACACAAACCAAAACACACACAAACACACAAAACACACGAAAAACAAACAAAACAAACACAACACACAAACACACAACACAAAACACACAAAACAACAAACACACAACAACAACACACACACACAAAACAAAACACAAAACAAACAACACACAAAACAAACAAAACACACACAACACAAAAAAAAACAAAAACAACAAAACAAACACACACAACACAACAAAACACAAAACACAAGCACACACAACACAACACACACACAAAACACAAAAAACAAAAAAACAACACAACAACACAACACAAAACAAACAACACACACACACAACAAACAACACACAACACAACACAAAACACACAACACACACAACACAACAAAAACACAACACACAACACACACACAAGAACACCACAAAAAACACAACAACACCACAAACAACAACACACACAAACCAAACAACACACACACACACACACAACACAACACACAACACAACACACACAUACAAAAAACACACACACCACACACACACACAACCACACACCACACACAAACACACAAAACACACAUCACCCCAACCCCCACAACCACAACACAUGCACCAAUCUGACUCCGCUCCUGCAGGUGGGACCACUUGGAACAGGAAAUCUGCCCAUCUAGCGGAUACGGAGAGUCCCUCAGGACACGCAGUGAUAUCUGCCAGUGUAAGAUCACCUUCAUUAAGUGAGAUGGUGUGUGUGUGUGUGUGUGUGUGUGUGUGGGUUGUGUGUGUGUGGUGUGUGUGUGUGUGGUGGUGUGUGUGUGUGUGUGUGUGUAUUGAAACGGAGGGGAUCGUUACUGUAGCAUCGAUUGGGUUGGAUAAUAGCUUUUUUGGAAAUAUCCCCCCGUUAUUCUUAAAAGGGCCCCUGGGUAACAUAAAAUGCUUUUUUUAAGUAAUGCAAAAUUUUUUAAAACCAAAUUUCAACCCCAAAACAAAACCCAAUCCACCCACCCAAAAACCCCCCACCCCCCCCAAAAAACACCAACCCACACCAAAAAACCAACCCAUUAAAACAAAAUUUUAAAACCCCAAAAACUACCAGAAAAAAACCCCAACUUAAAAACCAAAACCAAAAAAAAACCCCCCCCCCCCACACCCGCCCACCCCCCCCUACCCCCCACCCACCCACGGCCCCCCCCAAAACCCCACCCACCCCGCCCCCCCCCACACGCCCCCCACCCACCCACUUAAAAACCCACCCCCCCCACCCCCCACCCCCCCCAACCCCCCACCCCCCCCCCCCCCCCCACCCCUUUCCCACCCUUUCCCCCUUACUGUCCGGGGCCUCCCCUUUCCCUUUUCCCCACAUUUUCCCUCCCCCCUGUCCUGGCCCUUUUCUCCUGCCGCCGUUUUCCCCGGUCCUCAUGUUUUUUUUGUGUUUUUUGUUGUUGUUUUUUUGUUUUUUUUGUUUGUUUUUUGCCCCCCUUUUUCCUGUUUUUUUUCCGGCCCUUAUGUUUUUUCCCCCCGGGCCCCCUUCUUUUCUUUUCCGCCCUUUUCCGUCCCCCUGCCCGUUUAUGAGCCCCUUUGUUUAGGGUAUUUUUUUUCCCCCCCCUUCCUCUAAUUUCCCGGUCCCUACCCCCCCCCCCUCUGCCUUCCUGUCCCUACUGGUAUUUCCCUCUGCCCCCCCCAUUUGUUCUCUGAGUUUUUCCCCCUUCGAAAGCCCCUCCUGUUCCUUACGAAAUUUUCCCCCCUUUCCGUCCCUAUGUCCGUCCUCUACUUCCUGUCCUCCUGUCCUUCCUCCCCCCCCUUCCCCCACUGCCCUCUUCCGUCCUUUUUCCCCUGUCCCCCUUCCCUUCCCUCUACUUUCUUCCUCUCCGCCCUUUUCCUCUAGAUGCCCUUUUCUGUCCUCCCCUUCGGUUCUAACCCUUUCCCUCCUGCCCCUUUUCUGUUCCUUCCUCUACCCCCCCUUUUCCCCUUCCUUUCCCUUCCCUGUCCUUUCCCUGUCCUUUUUUCCCCUUUUUUCCUUCCUCUUCUGUUUUUUUUCCCCUCUCUUCCUUUUCUUCUUUUCCUUCCUUUUUUUUUUUUUGGGGCCUUUCCCAAAUUUUUUCCCCCUUCCCCCCCUUUCCUUUUUUCCUUCCUUUAAACUUCCUGCCCUACUUUCCCUUCCCUCUUUUUUUUUCCUCUACGUCCUGCCCCUACGGGCCCCCCUUUACUGUCCUUUCCUCCUUCCCUCCCCCUGUCUUCUUCUUUCCUUUUCUUUCUUUUCCUUUCCCUACUUCCUUCCUUACGUCCUUUCCCCAUUGCCCUGUCCUUUACUGUCCUGUCCUGUCCUCAUGCCCUUUUGGCCCUUCCUGUCCCUUCCUCUCGUCUGUCCUCUCUGUCUCUUUUCCCUUCCUCCUUACUGUUUCCUUUGUCCUUCUUUGUCUUUUUGUCUGUCCUCUACUGUGUCCUCUAUUUUUUCCUGUCCUCUACGCCCCUUCCUCACUGUCGGGGUUCCCUCCCCUUUUUCCCCCGUCCUGCCCUUUCCCCCUCCUUCUUUUCCCCAAGCCUGCCCUCUACGUAUGCCCUCUCUGUCCUGUCCUUACUUCCUGUCCUCCCCAGUCCUUCCUCUUUCUGUCCUUUUUUCCCCAGCCCCCUUUUCCCCUUUUCCUCCUUCCUUUCCCCUUCCUGUCCCCCUUGUCCCACUUUCUUUUCCCCUUCCCCCCCCUAUGUUUUUCCCCUUAUUCCGGGUCCUCUAUGCCCCUGUCCUUUCCCUUCCCUAGUCCGCCCUCUACGUCUUCCUUCCUCCCCCCUAUCCUUCCUCUACGCCCGUCCUCAUUGCCCUGCCCUUUAUGACGGUUUUUUAUUUUUCCCCCUGUCCCCCCCUUUUUCCUUUUUUUCCCUUCCUCCCCCCCUUUUUUUCCCUUUUCUUUUUCCUUUUUUCCCUUUUUCCUCUUUCCGUCCCCCCUUUUCUUUUUUUUCCUUUCCUUCCUUUUUUCCCCCUUGCCCUGUUUUUUGUCGUCCUCUACUUACGUCCUCACCCUUUUUGUCCUCUCCCCCUUUUCCCCCCUCCCCGACUUUCUUCCCUCCUUUUUUGUUCCUUACGUUUUCCCCUUCUUCCUUCUUUGCCCCCUUUUUCCCCGUCUCCUUUUUCCCUACUGUCCUUUCCCUUAUGUCCUUCCUUCGUCCUCCCCCCUCCCCUGUCCUUUCCGCCUCCCCCCCGUCCCUACUGUCCUGUCCUCUACGCCCCUUUCCUUCUGUUUUUUCCCUGUCCUGUCCUCUCCCCCCCUUUGUCCCUCGUCCGCCCUUUUCCCCCCCGCCCCCCCUUUUUGUCCUUUCCGGGGCCCCCCCUUUUUGGGGUUUUUUUUGCCCCCAAAACUUUCCCCCCCCCUUUUAAAAAAACCUUUCCCCUUUAAACCUUUCCCGUCCUUAAAACGGGGUUUUCCAAAAAAAAACUUCGCCCUUCCCCCCCUGUCCUGUCCUCUCUUCCGUCCCCCGGGCCCCUUUUUUUUUACUCCUGCCCUUUCCUCCGCCCUGCCCCCAAAAAAACUCGUCGUCCCAUUUUCCCCCAUCCCCUUCCUGUCCUGUCCCCUUCCUCCCCCUUUCCCUAUUUUAAACCUUUCCCAGGGUUUUUUUUUCCCCCCUUUCCCAUUCUGUCCCCCCCCCUUCCUGCCUCUUCCCUUCUCCUUUUUCCCCCCCUUUUUCCUUUUUCCCCCCCCCUUCCUGCCCGUCCUCUACUGUCGCCCUCAUGUCCGUCCUCUACGUCCUUUCCUGCCUUUUUUUUCCCCCUUUUUCCCCUUGAAUAUGGUUAAAAAAAAAAACAAAUCUUCCCCUCCCCAGCCCAAGUCAAAACCAAAAAAAAAAUUAAAAUUUAGAAAUUUGGGCAUUCCCAAAGGGCACCAAUUCCCUUAAUUUAAAAAAAGGGGUUUCCCAAAAAGGGGUUCUUAAAUUUCCCAUGGGAUAAUUUUUUGGUUCCUUUGGCCCUUUUAUUUUCCCUGUAGAAAUCUGUUAAAGGGUUCUACGUGGAACCCAAAAUAGUCGUACCUGCAACCAAAAGGGUUCUACCUGCAACCUAAAAGGGUUCUUCAAAGGGUUCUCCUACGGGGACAGAAGAAGGACCCUUUAUGGUUCUAGAUACCACUGCAAUACUUUUAGCCAGGGCUUGAUAUUCAAUAAGAAUGUUAUGCAUUGCUUCCUGUGUACAGGCCAAGUACUGGAACUCAAGUGUGAAUGAGGUGGAAGGCACCAUCACAGACCACAAGGGGAAGGUCAUCCACAGACUGUUUGGGAAGUGGAACGAGGGGGUGUACUGUGGAGACCCACCCUCCGCCACCUGCAUCUGGAGAGCAAGUAUGUACAGUACAAUCCUAAUAAUAGACUGAACCUAUUAUACUGAGCCAGCGUCUUGACCUAAACACGCUAUAGAUCAGUGCUUUAAAUGUUUAGCCCAUGUACACAUCAGUUGGAAUUAUCCAUACUUUUCUUAUCCAUACAGUUUCUUUUUAAAUGUAUCUCCAUAUCUUUAUUUCUACCAGUAGAUAUUUUAGCAAAAUAUGUGUCUGAAACUAAACAAUGUUAUUAUAUAUAAGUAGCUCUGUACAUCUUUACUUAUGAAGUAUUCCUUAUUACAUUAAAGGCAGCCCUUAGUCCAUAGAAUCAUCUCUCUUGGUUGUAAAAUAGUGUCUCUGGUGUGUGUGCCUGUGCGUUUGCGUGUGUUGGUGUUGUGUGUUGUCAGAUGCCAUGCCGGCUGACCACGAGCAGUACUACGGCUUCACUAAGUUUGCUAUGGAGCUCAAUGAACUGGACCCUUCACUGAAACUACUGCUGCCUCCCACAGACACCCGGCUACGGCUCGACCAGAGGUGAGAGACAGAGAGUGUUACUGUAACACUCCAUUGUCAAAUAGUGUGACAACUCUGUCUGCACUGAGGGACGAGCAUGGCGUAGGAAUGUAGGAAUGUGCGUUAUACAGUUAUGUAUUACUGCGUCACAUGACCAUUGUUACACCAAACACAGUGAUGUAUUACUGAGUCACAUGACCAUUGUUACACCAAACACAGUGAUGUAUUACUGAGUCACAUGACCAUUGUUACACCAAUCACAGUGAUAUAUUACUGCGUCACAUGACCAUUGUUACACCUUACACAGUUGGGUUUGCUUUAUUGUGUAUCCAAAUGAAUCCAAAUGUCCCUCUAUCUCUCUGUGUGUGCCUGUGUGUGUGUGUGUGUGUGUGUGUGUGUGUGUGUGUGUGUGUGUGUGUUGUAUCAGGCUGCUAGAGGAGGGCAACGUAGAGGCAGCAGAGGAACAGAAACAGAAGGUAGAACAGCAGCAGAGAGACAGACGCAGAGUCCUGGAUGAAAACAGCAUGACACAUGAACCCAGAUUCUUCAGGUGAACUCCUAGAGCUGGAUAGAGGGUGAUGCCUAAGCCGUCACAGAAGUGGCCAUUGGAAACACAGGAGAUGAGCUCUCUAGUACAGGGGUUACCAAUCUAGGGGUUGCCAAAGUUUUCCUGGGGGGUCGCGGGACCUUCGAUGAUUUGAGGGGUCUUUUUUAAAUAAUAUAUAGUGUAUUCGUUUAUUUUACAAAUUCGCAAUUGUAUAAACCGAUCUAUAACGACUCAUAACUCCACAAUACUAGAAACAAGUGAUAAACUCCCAGAGGAAGACUCUGAUGCACAUCAAGGAUGAUCAAUGGAAACAGGAUGCACCUGAGCUCAAUUUCGAGUCAUUUAUUCUUAAUAGAUUAGCAAAAAUUUCUACAAACCUGUUUUCGCUUUGUCAUUAUGGGGUAUUGUGUGUAGAUUGAUGAGGGGGGAAAAAUACGUCCAACCGGCCUCACAACCGCAGACCACGUGUAACCAAGCCAGCCCAGGACCUCCAAAUCUGGUUUCUUCAACUUCAGGAUCGGCUGAGGUCAGCUGCCCAGUGAGCUGAUGAAACUGUUGGUUUGCACAACCAAAGAAGUGCUGCACAAACUGUCAGAAACAGUCUCCGGAAAGCUCAUCUGCGUGCUCAUCGUCCACACCAGAGUCUUGACCUGACUGCAGUUCAGCGUCGUAACCGACUUCAGUGGGCAAAUGCUCGAUAGCCACUGGCACACUGGAGAAGUGUGCUCUUCAUAGAUGAAUCCCGGUUUCAACUGUACCGGGCAGAAGGCAGACAUUGUAUAUGGCGUUGUGUGGGCGAGCGGUUUGCUGAUGUCAACUUUGUGAACAGAGUGCCCCAUGGUGGCGGUGGGGUUAAGGUAUGGGCAGGCAUAAGCUGCGGACAACGGACACAAGUGCACCGAGAUACCGUGACAAGAUUCUGAGGCCCAUUGUCGUGCCAUUCAUCCGCCGCCAUCACCUCAUGUUUCAGCGUGGUAAUGCACAGCCCCAUGUCGCAAGGAUCUGUACACAAUUCCUGGAAGCUGAAAAUGUCCCAAUUCUUCCAUGGCCUGCAUACUCACCAGACAUGUCACCCAUUGAGCAUGUUUGGGAUGCUCUGGAUCAACAUGUACGACAGCGUGUUCCAGUUCCCGCCAAUAUCCAGCAACUUCGUACAGACAUUGAAGAGGAGUGGGACAACAUUCCACAGGUCACAAUCAACAGCCUGAUCAACUCUAUGCGAAGGAGAUGUGUCGCGCUGCACGAGGCAAAUGGUGGUCACACCAGAUACUGACUGGUUUUCUGGUCCAUGCCCCUACCUUUCUUUUAAGGUAUCUGUGGCCAACAGAUGCACAUCUGUAUUCACAGUCAUGUGAAAUCCAUAGAUUGGGGCCUAAUUUAUUUCAAUUGACUGAUUUCCUAAUAUGAACUGUAACUCAGUAAAAUCUUUGAAAUUGUUGCAUGUUGUUGUUCAGUGUGAAUAUAUGCAUAUUUUCUCCGUUUUGGCACCAAUUGGUAGAUUUAUAAAUACUCAGUGGUGGAAAAAGUACUCAAUUGUCAUACUUGAGUAAAAGUAAAGAUACCUUAAUAGAAAAUGACUCAAGUAAAAGUGAAAGUCACCCAGUAAAAUACUGCUUGAGUAAAAGUCUAAAAGUAUUUGGUUUGAAAUAUACUGGUCCUCUGUAGCUCAAUUGGUAGAGCAUGGCGCUUGUAACGCCAUGCUCUAGUAGUAGUGGAUUCGAUCCCCGGGACCACCCAUACGUAAAAAUGUAUGCACACAUGACUGUAAGUCGCUUUGGAUAAAAACGUCUGCUAAAUGGCAUAUUAUUAUUAUAUUUACUUAAGUAUCAAAAGUAAAUGGAAUUGCUCAAAUGUACUCAAGUAUCAAAAGUAAAAGUAAAAGUAUAAACCAUUUCAAAUUCCUUAUAUUAAGCAAACCAGACAGAUAGCCAGGGGAACACUCCAACUCUCUGACAUAAUUUACAAACGAAGCGUUUGUGUUUAGUGAGUCCGCCAGAUCAUAGGCAGUAAGGAUGACCAGGGAUGUUCUCUGUAUAAGUGUGUGAAUUGGACCAUUUUCCUGUCAAAAUGGAACGAGUACUUUGGGGUGUCAGGGAAAAUGUAUGGAGUAAAAAGUACAUAAUUUUCUUUAGGAAUGUAGUGAAGUAAAAGUAAAAGUUGUCAAAAAUAUAAAUAGUAAAGUACAGAUACCCAAAUAAACUACUUAACUAGUACUUUAAAGUAUUUUUACUUAAGUACUUUACACCACUGUAAAUACUCUGAUCUUGUAGAUUAUUUAGGGUUAGGAAAGUAUUUAGGAAUCAUAAAAAACAGGUUUGGAGAGAAAGAAAAAUGUUUGAUUAAUUCUGAAAAUUGCCACAUUCAGUUCUUUAACGCAUGGUAAUGUUGGAAGAUUAGAGUACAGGGAGGGAAAUAAGUAUUUGAUCCCUCUGCAAAACAUGACUUAGUACUUGGUGGCAAAACCCUUGUUGGCAAUCACAGAGGUCAGACGUUUCUUGUAGCUGGCCACCAGGUUUGCACACAUCUCAGGAGGGAUUUUGUCCCACUCCUCUUUGCAGAUCUUCUCCAAGUCAUUAAGGUUUCGAGGCUGACGUUUGGCAACUCGAACCUUCAGCUCCCUCCACAGAUAUUCUAUGGGAUUAAGGUUUGGAGACUGGCUAGGCCACUCCAGGACCUUAAUGUGCUUCUUCUUGAGCCACUCCUUUGUUGCCUUGGCCGUGUGUUUUGGGUCAUUGUCAUGCUGGAAUACCCAUCCAUGACCCAUUUUCAAUGCCCUGGCUGAGGGAAGGAGGUUCUCACCCAAGAUUUGAUGGUACAUGGCCCCGUCCAUCGUCCCUUUCAUGCGGUGAAGUUGUCCUGUCCCCUUAGCAGAAAAACACCCCCAAAGCAUAAUGUUUCCACCUCCAUGUUUGACGGUGGGGAUGGUGUUCUUGGGGUCAUAGGCAGCAUUCCUCCUCCUCCAAACACGGCGAGUUGAGUUGAUGCCAAAGAGCUCGAUUUUGGUCUCAUCUGACCACAACACUUUCACCUAGUUCUCCUCUGAAUCAUUCAGAUGUUUAUUGGCAAACUUCAGACGGGCCUGUAUAUGUGCUUUCUUGAGCAGGGGGACCUUGCGGGCGCUGCAGGAUUUCAGUCCUUCACGGCGUAGUGUGUUACCAAUUGUUUUCUUGGUGACUAUGGUCCCAGCUGCCUUGAGAUCAUUGACAAGAUCCUCCUGUGUAGUUCUGGGCUGAUUCCUCACCGUUCUCAUGAUCAUUGCAACUCCACGAGGUGAGAUCUUGCAUGGAGCCCCAGGCCGAGGGACAUUGACAGGUCUUUUGUGUUUCUUCCAUUUGCGAAUAAUCGCACCAACUGUUGUCACCUUCUCACCAAGCUGCUUGGCGAUGGUCUUGUAGCCCAUUCCAGCCUUGUGUAGGUCUACAAUCUUGUCCCUGACAUCCUUGGAGAGCUCUUUGGUCUUGGCCAUGGUGGAGAGUUUGGAAUCUGAUUGAUUGAUUGCUUCUGUGGACUGGUGUCAUUUAUACAGGUAACAAACUGAGAUUAGGAGCACUCCCUUUAAGAGUGUGCUCCUAAUCUCAGCUCGAUACCUGUAUAAAAGACACCUGGGAGCCAGAAAUCUUUCUGAAUGAGAGGGGGUCAAAUACUUAUUUCCCUCAUUAAAAUACAAAUCAAUUUAUAACAUCUUUUUUUUUUUGUUAUUCUGUCUCUCACUGUUCAAGUAAACUUACCAUUAAAAUUAUAGACUGAUCAUUUCUUUGUCAGUGGGCAAACGUACAAAAUCAGCAGGGGAUCAAAUACUUUUUUUCCCUCACUGUACAUAUAAUUAUAAUAGAGAGAAUAGUACCCUUGUCUAUUGCCUGUACUAACCAAGGAAAUGUGUGAUGACACAGCCAAGUAUUGCCCCAUAAGUCAAACUGUUACUGCUUGUCUGUGCUCCGCUCCAUAACGAGUUAAUUAGCUUACACGUCUUUUUUAAAAGAAAUACACUACUGGUCAAAAGUUUUAGAACACCUACUCAUUCAAGGGUUUUUCUUUAUUUUAAAAAUGUUCUACAUUGUAGAAUAAUAGUGAAGACAUCAAAACUAUGAAAUAACACAUAUGGAAUCAUGUAGUAAUCAAAAAAGUGUUAAACAAAUCAAAAUAUAUUUUAUAUUUAUGAUUCUUCAAAGUAGCCACCAUUUGCCUUGAAGACAGCUUUGCACACUCUUGGCAUUCUCUCAACCAGCUUCACCUGGAAUGCUUUUCCAACAGUCUUGAAGGAUUUCCCACAUAUUCUGAGCACUUCUUGGCUGCUUUUCCUUCACUCUGCGGUACAACUCAUCCCAAACCAUCUCAAUUUGGUUGAGGUGGGGGGAUUGUGGAGGCCAGGUCAUCUGAUGCAGCACUCCAUCACUUUCCUUCUUGGUAAAAUAGCCCUUACACAGCUGAUAGUGGCUAAUAUUUAACAUGAUAGAAAUAGGAAACAGAGAAAGUCUUGGUAACCUAUAAUUAAGACAUUCAAGAGUGCUAUGUAAGGGCUAUUUUACCAACAGGGAGAGUGAUGGAGUGCUGCAUCAGAUGACCUGGCCUCCACAAUCCCCCGACCUCAACCAAAUUGAGAUGGUUUGGGAUGAGUUGGACCGCAGUGAAGGAAAAGCAACCAACAAGUAGUCAGAAUAUAUGGGAACUCCUUCAAGACUGUUGGAAAAGCAUUCCAGGUAAAGCUGGUUGAGAGAAUGCCAAGAGUGUACAAAGCUGUCAUCAAGGCAAAGGGUGGCUACUUUGAAGAAUCUCAAAUAUAACAUAUGUUUUGAUUUUUUAACGCUUUUUGUUACUACAUGAUUCCAUAUGUGUUGUUUCAUAGUUUUGAUGUCUUCACUAUUAUUCUACAAUGUAGAAAAUAGUAAAAAAUGAAGAAAGACCCUUGAAUGAGUAGGUGUUCUAAAACCUUUGACCGGUAGUGUAUAUAUUAUCAACUGUUACUAAUGAUCCUCAGCAACAACCACAUGGUCGUGAUGGCGUUUACACAGGAAGCAAAUGAAGGUGAACAAGAUAAUGUCAUUAAAUGGAAUGAUAAUGUAGGCUAUACCAACUGAAGGGAACUAACAGUACAUUGGCAGUGUAACGUACAAUAUGUGUUAUUGGGCCUACUGACGGUCCAUACUGAUAGUGGGUAAUAUUUAACAUGAUAGAAAUAGGAAACAGAGAAAGUCGUGGUAGUCUAUAAUUAAGACAUUCAAGAGUGCCCAUCCCUGCAAGUUAAAAGGCUGUACAAUUUAAAUUCUGCAUAAUGCCACAGCAUUUCAUAAACUUUACUGUGGGAAAGUUGAUAUGUUGAUUUUACCUAGCUCUUAUCAAUAGCUCUGAUCAAGUUGUAAAUUAAUUUACCUAGUUCUUGUAAAUGUACAACUUGAUCAGAGCUAUUGAUAAGAGUUUGGUAAAUGAGUUUACAACUUGAUCAGCGCUAUUGAUAAGAGUUAGGUAAAUGAGUUUACAACUUGAUCAUAGCUAUUGAUAAGAGUUAGGUAAAUGAGUUUAUAACUUGAUCAGAGCUAUUGAUAAGAGCUAGGUAAAUGAGUUUACAACUUGAUCAGAGCUAUUGAUAAGAGCUAGGUAAAUGAGUUUACAACUUGAUCAGAGCUAUUGAUAAGAGUUAGGUAAAUGAGUAAUCCGUUUGGAUAAGGGAAUUGUAAAUAUAAAUGACACUUGUUUUAGAUCUAUUUUACCUUAUCAUCGCUGGAGAUGAAUGUGAAACCAGUCAUACGGCAGCAAACUGAAGCAUAUCAACAUAUCAACUUUCCCACAGUAAAGUUUAUGAAAUGCUGUGGCAUUAUGCAGAAUUUAAAUUGUACGGCAUGAAGAAUGGUGUUAUUUGUAUCGGGAAAAAUAAAGUAGAUGCUUUUUCCACUUGGAACUGGUAGGUUCGCUAGACCUUAAUCAUGGUUUCAUCGCACGUAAAGGUGGUGAAAUUAUUAGGGAAUUAAGUCAAGGUCAGAAUACGGCUUAUCUGUAGACACAACUCCGCCACACCUUCAUUUAUUCGAUCUCCACCCAAAACGAAUAGCAGGUGAAUAUUCACUCUAUUCUCAUGCUUAAAUUCAAGGUCAGAAUACACAUAGAGAGAACAGUGUAUAGAAAGGGAUUGACGUUCCAUUCACGCACACUUAACUCGGGUUGGAAUCGGGCCCUUUCUGUAAAAGACAAUAGGUAUAAUUAAAUUGAGGGUUCAUAUAAAUAUAAUAAUAAAACAUAUUUGGUAGCGGAAUAACAUUUGGGGAAAUCGGAUCUAGACUUUAUCGUUCUUAUUAAAGGGGGCCCUUGGGAAGAAAAGUUGGCAGCCCUGUUCCAAUACAUCUCCACAGGUAAACUCCACCUGCAUUUAUUCCCACUGGGUUUGUUACAGCAAGGCCUGAGGAGGUGUGGUAUAUGGCCAAUAUACCACGGCUUAGGGCUGUUCGUACGCACGACGCAGAGUGCCAGGAUACAGCCCUUAGCCGUGGUAUGUUGGCCAUAUACCACAAACCCCUGAUGUGCCUUAUUGCUAUUAUAUACUGGGUACAAACGUAAUUAGAACAGUAAAAAUAAAUGUUUUGUCAUACCUGUGGUAUAUGGUCUUAUAUACCACAGCUUUCAGCCAAUCAGCAUUCAGGGCCCGAACCACACAGUUUAUAACACAGUAUAGAUAAUGUCCCACAGCAGAUGUCUAUGGGAACAUUAGGUUACUCCGUUUUCAGUAGCUGUUACUCAGUUUCCAUUCAAUUCUGUUGGCCAACUUGUGAGUGUUAAAGACAUAGUUCACUCAAACUGUAUUUUGGUAUUUGUUCAUUAGUCCACUGUUAAUACAAUCCCCAAAAAAUGUCAGCAGUCAAGUUUUCGAAGAGAGCACUUUUAGUAAAAAGCAAAAACGUGAUGAUCAUUUUGUUGUUGAUUCCUUUUGAAAGGUAAAUCAUUAUUCAGUUCAGGUAAAGAAUAUGUCUUUCUGUUGUCCACAGGAAAUCAAAGGACGACACCUGGGUUAGCAACAACACUUACUGGGACCUGAGGAGGGAUCCAGGCUUUGCCCACCUGGACUGUCCUGUGUUGUGGUGA